Messenger RNA from Medicago truncatula (barrel medic), 1527 nucleotides. RefSeq lists its product as uncharacterized. Bases 1 to 1527 code for a protein of 508 amino acids. The record is from RefSeq and is a predicted model, not a curated record. The transcript has 4 exons. NCBI's taxonomy places the organism in Eukaryota, Viridiplantae, Streptophyta, Magnoliopsida, Fabales, Fabaceae.
AUGGCUACUUUCCUACGUAACUUCAAUUGCUUUGCCCCAUGCAAUGAAGUUUCUGUGAAAAUUUUGGUAGAUGAAGUCAGAAACAAAGUUUUAUUUGUCCAAGCAGGUAAGGACUUUGUUGAUGUGCUGCUAAGUUUCUUAACUUUGCCAUUAGGCACUAUUGCAAGACUUGUGAGUCAAGAAUCUAACAUGGAGAAUGUUUGUGUUGGAAGCUUAAGCUUGUUAUAUCAAAGUGUUGCCAACCUUGACAAAGAUAAUUUUAGGUCAGCUUUUGAAAAAGAAUUAUUGGUUCGACCAAUUAAUUCGAUGGAAGAAUAUUGCAAGUAUCUAAAACUCAACAUUGAUGACACAGAAAAAUUGAGGUUUUUUAAUUGCAGCAGCAACCAAAAGUGCAUCAAUGUACCUAAGAAGCGAAACUGCCACUGCUGUGAAAAGAAAAGAACCAAUUUAUGUGCGGUUAAAAAACCUGCUAAGAAUGGUUUUGUUCCGGUGACCGCAACUUUUCUUAUCUCAGAUGAUUUGAAUGUGAAGCCUGAUAAUUCUCAAAUUUCUCGAAAUAGUGUUUCUCUUCUGAAGUAUCUUGGAUGUGAAAAUAUGGAUUCCAUCAAGAUAGUGACUGUUGAUGUCACUCGUAAGGAGAUACUAGAUCUAGUGAAGUGCUCCUUAUUGUCGGCGACACCUCUAACAGAUGUAUUCUUGUCGAAGAAACUGUUUCUUGAGAAACCAAGACCUGUCAAUGUAUUGGAUUUAGAUUUUGGUAGUAUGGGAGCACACCUUGUAAAGGGAACAAUAGAAGUAAAGGCAAUGGUGAGAAAAUCCAAUAAGAAAAUUCUGUAUGCUUUGGGUGAAGAGGACUUUGCAGACUUGUUACUAAAUUUUUUGACAUUCCCUUUGGGAGGAGUUGAGAACAUGUUAAAUGGAAACUCUGGCCUAGACAACAUAGAUAAUCUAUUCAAGAGCAUGGUUGAUUUGGAUCCUGAAAGAUAUUUUAGAUCCAAAUCAGAUUUAUUGUCUAAGCAAGUAAAAUCUAAUUUUGAUGGAAAACAAAUCAUCAAGAGUCCUUCAACAUAUAUGGUAACAGAUGACUUAGUCAUCACACCAGGUUCCUCAACCGAUGCGAUUUCCUUUCUGACUAAAAUGAGAAUUCCUCUCUCUGAUUUGCAAGAAAGAAUGAUUAGCAUUGGCAAUAAAGAGGCUCAUAGUCUUCUUAAAGCUUCUUUGAUCUCAUCAUCAGCUCUAACUAAUGGUCUUGAUUAUGAAUUUCGCAUAUUUAUUGUUAAGGACUUUGCAUUAAUAACUGGCUUGUUUGCCUUCCUCCAAUCUUACAUUGUAGUCCUAUUAUGUUUCGAAGCUAGUCAUAUCAGAAUUACUCUUCACUUCAUCUUCUCCCGUCCUCUAGUUAGUCUCCUUAGUUCUAUCAUAUAUGCAGAGACAUCAGAGAUUGAAAUGGUACCUUCCUUCUCUCAAACAUGUGGUUCUCUCAUAUUUUGUGUGAAGAGCGUCGAAGAUGGUUGGACGCACAAGUAA